AUGGAUCGCAGCUUGGAUGAGAUCAUUGCCGAAGAUCCACAGAAACAGAAUCGCCCCUCCAGUGGUGCUCGGCGCGGCCAGGGCCGUCGGCGUGACCGUGGCGAUGGCAUCAGAAAGGUCCGCCCUCCUCUUCCUCCUUCGAAUCUUCCUCUUGCGCCCGACUGGGUACAUGACAAGUAUGACGAUGAUGCUCGCCCGUCCCGUGGUGGUCGCCGUGGCCGUGAACGUCACUCUGCAUCGCCUGAUCGUGGAUCUACUCUUACGAAAGUUCGCGUGGAAAACCUUCACUACGACAUCACCGAGAGCGAUCUCGAGGACUUGUUCUCCCAAAUCGGACCCGUAUCCAACCUGUCUCUUUCCUACGACCGCGCCGGCCGCUCUCAAGGCAUUGCCUAUGUGACAUACGACCGCCUGAAAGACGCACACACCUCCGUCCGCGAGUUCGACGGAGCCAAUGCAAAGGGCCAGCCGAUCCGUCUGACGCUUGUGCCCGGCCGUCGCAAUGCCGAUCGCCCAAAGUCCAGCCUCUUCGACCGCGUCGAGCGCCCAAGAGAUUCACGCAGCCUGAGCCCUGGAUCCGACACCGAAGAUCGCCGUCGUCGCCGUGGCGGAGGCCGCUCCGGCCGCAGCGACGUCUCCAAGCCUGCUCCCGAUAACAUUGACCGCUACGUCCCCGGGGGCCGCCGCUCUCCUGCCCGCCGCGCAGGCGGUGCUCGGCGCGGGGGUCGCGACAACCGGUCUCGGAACGAUGAGGGCCGGCGCACGGCAAAUGGUCGUCCUCGCAAGACGCAGGAGGAACUCGACCAGGAGAUGGAGGACUACUGGGGUGGUGCUAAGGAGGGCGCCGGUGAGGCUGAUAAGCAGCCUGGUCAGGAACAGGCCGCUCCGGCUGCGGCCCCUGCUGCUGCCCCUGCGGUUGCGGACGACGACAUCGAUAUGAUCGAGUAA
Molecule: messenger RNA, 948 nt
Organism: Penicillium riverlandense
Lineage: Eukaryota; Fungi; Ascomycota; Eurotiomycetes; Eurotiales; Aspergillaceae
Product: putative RNA binding protein
Exons: 7
Coding region: 1-948 (315 amino acids)
Biological process (GO): mRNA export from nucleus
Cellular component (GO): nucleus
Molecular function (GO): mRNA binding
Source: RefSeq, a predicted model, not a curated record